CUGUGAUAUACAAACAGCAACAGACACACUUCUGGCUAUUUUUUCCUAUCUUCUUCUGGCCUUUUUCCGCGCACAAUCUGGCAACAUUUAUGAUUAGGAAACUACUCCAAGUUCAUAUUAGGGCCACAGAAGAUUAGCUGUAAUCAUGACUUUCCCCCGGCUUUUACAACAACUUCCUGUGCUGCUCGUUCAGACGUCGUCAACAAUCCUCCAAAGAAAUUUUAGUGUCUCAAUUGCUGCGGCUGCAAUUCAGAAAAUGUCGAGAGUGCGCGUGGUAGACAACAGCUCUCUCGGAAACACGCCAUAUCACCGCCCACCGAGAGUGAUCCAUGUCUACACUAAGAACGGCAUUGGGAAAGUCGGCGACAAAGUGUUGCUAGCCAUUAAAGGGCAGAAAAAGAAAGCGCUCAUCGUUGGACACAAAAUGCCCGGAGACCGCAUGACUCCACGCUUUGAUUCGAACAAUGUUGUUCUGAUUGAGGACAAUGGCAACCCUACUGGAACAAGGAUUAAGGUCCCUAUACCAACAAGCCUCCGUAAAAUGGAAGGCGAUUACUCUAAAAUUCUGGCAAUUGCAAACAUGUUUGUCUAAUUUCAUCAUGUCGAAUAUAUAUAAACAUUUAGCUCUUGAGUUUUCAAUAAAAUGAAAAAUGGUCAA
This is a messenger RNA of Poeciliopsis prolifica (blackstripe livebearer), 658 nucleotides long. RefSeq names its product mitochondrial ribosomal protein L14 (gene mrpl14). NCBI's taxonomy places the organism in Eukaryota, Metazoa, Chordata, Actinopteri, Cyprinodontiformes, Poeciliidae. The transcript is spliced from 3 exons. The coding region runs from base 146 to 592 and encodes 148 amino acids. Gene Ontology annotation, cellular component: mitochondrion; ribosome. Gene Ontology annotation, biological process: translation. The record is from RefSeq and is a predicted model, not a curated record. Gene Ontology annotation, molecular function: structural constituent of ribosome.